Molecule: messenger RNA, 3005 nt
Organism: Microplitis demolitor
Lineage: Eukaryota; Metazoa; Arthropoda; Insecta; Hymenoptera; Braconidae
Exons: 2
Coding region: 145-1122 (325 amino acids)
Biological process (GO): lipid metabolic process
Molecular function (GO): phosphoric diester hydrolase activity
Source: RefSeq, a predicted model, not a curated record
UAUUUUUAUAAGCAUUGACGACGUGUCCAAAAUUUUUUAAAAUAUAUACUUAAUAUAAAUUUAGAUAUACGUGAAAAAUAGUGUCCUAUGAAUCUUAUAACAUAUUGAAAAAAAUAAUAACAAUAAUAAUUAACAAAAAAUAAAAUGUAUAAUAUAUUCUUCCUUUGUUUGAUUAUAAAUUCGGUUAUAACAAAUGUACAUUCAUGUCCUAGUGGUUCAUCGAAAACAUUACCAAAAUGUGAUGAGUAUACUUAUAAAAACUAUGAAGACCGCUCGUCAAUUUUAUCAGAUAUACCAGAUACACGACAAAUCGGACAUUUAUCAUUGACAGGUACUUACAACUCAAUGUCAUACACGACGCCGAAUCCACAGUCACAGACCCAGGAGUUGAAUAUCUUCGAGCAGUUCAAACAUGGAGUCCGCGUAUUCGACAUCGGUGUCCGUACAGUAUUAAAUUAUUUUACAAUCUAUUCAGGGACUGUGUCAAUGCAUCGAACAUUUAUCGACGUGCUUCAUGAACUUAACAGAUGUCUGGAUGAUUAUCCACGUGAAUUUAUUAUUUUAAUAUUACGCUCAGAGUUUGUAUCACCACAAGAUGAUUUACAUCCGGAUAAUUGUAAAAUUCUUAAUGGAUAUUUAACCAGCAACGUUGGAUGGCGUUUGGUUAAUAAUUGGACAUUGACUGAUACUAUUGAUAAACUUCGCGGUAAAAUAUUGCUAACAACAAACGACAUAACAUUUAUCGAUUGCUUAUUUGAAUUAUUUUCUCACUGCUCGUAUCUCAGUAAUAAAGAAUUAUCGUCAAACAGCAAUGAGUUAUCGAUAAUCGACGCUAAAUGGAAUAAAUAUUUGAAAUUUGUUGAAAAUAGUAUCACUCAAGACUAUCCAUGUUUUAUUUACGACUUCACUAUUUAUGAUGAAAAACAUUAUUAUGGUGGACCAGCUAAAUACGGCGGAUAUACUUUUAAGGAUAAAUGCGUUGAACCGCUUAAUCAUAGAUUAGAUAAUCAUUAUCCAGGAGCUAAUCCGUUAAAACUGACCAUCACUGUUCUAGCUUAUCCGACUCAAGAAUUGAUAGAUCAUAUUAAUGAAAUUAAUUUAAUUAAUAUACAUAAUAAGUAAUAAAUGCUUAUUUUUUAUUGUUAUUAUUUUUAAAUAUAGGAGAGGAAGAGGCAAAACGGAGUAGGGGAAGGCGGAAUGGGGACCCCCAAAAAUUUUAUGAAAAAAGGUUAUUUUUUAAAAAUAUCUUUAAAAUAUUCCAAAAUUAAUCUCGUAAAUAUAAUUAAGCAUUAUUUUGAAUUAUUUUUUACCGUUUUCGGAAAAUUUUGAUUUUGUAAAAGAGUAGUACGAAAUUAAUUUGAUUUUUUUUUUCUUAUCAAUUGACAAUAAAAGAUCUUCCAGUAUCAAACUACUUCAGAUGUAUUUUAAUAACCAACUUGAAAAUAUUUAAAUUUUUUUAAAUUUUGAUAUUUAAUAAGCUUUUAGUAAUUUUUAGUCUAUGACUUUAAGCAAUAUAUAAUUGCUCUUUAAAAAAUAUCUUUUUAGGAAUUAAAACUAACUCACCUUUUACUUUUAAGUUAAUAUACACGGAGAAUAAAAUUAAAUAAUUUUGACUAAGUUUGAAAAAAAAAAAAUUCAAUCCGAGAAGUAAUCUUGAAACGUUAAAAAAAUAAAAACUUGUACAAAACUCAAAGUAAAAAUUACAACAUAUUAUUUAGAAUAAUAAUUUCUAUUGAUUAUAAAAAUUAGUACAUUCAAAAUAAAAUUUACUAGCGACAAAUAAAAAUUAUAAUGUACCAAUAAUUUGUACUAUUGUACUUAGUAAAUAUUAGUUAACGCACUUUGUAAAAGAUGUAUUCUGGCGAGUAAUUUUUAAAAUUCAGAUAAUAAUUUUUACAAUCUCAAAUAGUAAUUUUACCUUCCGGAGUGGCAAUUUGUCUUACUGACAUUCUAAAAUGUACAUCAACAUAUGUAGACUUACAUUGGAGAUGUAAUAUUUAUCAACUACGAAACAAAAAUUGCGACUAAUGUACUAACUUUUAAUAAUUCUGAAAACAAUUUUUACUUUUUGUAACGUUGAACUAUUUUUGUAUGGAUAAGUAAAUAUUUAUUUUUUCCAAGCAAAAAUUUAACGAAGCUGUAUUGUAAUUAUUAUAGUGAUUAACAAAUAAAAAACAAACCAUUUAAAAUAGAUAGUUAAACUUUCUCAAAAAUCGAAAGUGUCAGUCGAAAAAUGUUAAUGACUUCUGUUUUAUGACAGAAACUACUCGCACGAAAAAAUAUAUAUUCCGGCAAAAUAGUAUAUAUCCGGCUUAUACCUUGAGUAUUGUAUGUAUGUUAUUUUGCCGGCAUAUAUUCCACAAUAUAUAUUUUUCCGUGUAAGUAUUAAGAAUUUUUUUUUUUUUCUUUACAUCUAAUAAUUCUGCGAGAGAUAAUUUUUAUUUUCGUAAAUUACUUACAAGAAAAUUUAAUUUAAUCGAACUUUUUUUUCACUUGGUUUAGGGAGCAACCCAUUUUUCCCGCAAAAAAUGAAACUUGUUUCAUUAACGGCAGCUCAAAUUUUUUCAAUUUACUUUGAGCAUCAUUAAAUAACAAAAGUUUUAUUUAAUUAAACAUUUAAUUAACUGCAUGAGAAAAAUCUUUAUUCAGUAUUCCAUUAAUGUCGACUGAGGCUUUACUUGCAAAACCUCUUUGUUAAUAACAAAAAAAAUUACAACUUUUUGGUUAGAUUUUUGUACCGUCGUAAGACUCGCCAGAUUUUUCUCUAUUUUGUCCAAUUUUUUACUUCCAUAUGUCAAUUUUUCACCACAAAACUUCGUAAUAAGGGAAGUAGACUAUCAACGUAUCUGAGUCCUUGAAAACAGCAUCGCCUUAAAUCCCGUUUUUCCCCUCCCCCACCUCUAUAUAAAUGCCAAAUAGGUUAUGGCAGCUUAGUUAUAUUUACAUCUAUUUUAUCUAAAUAUCAUUUAAAUGAUUCAUUAUAUUAUAACUGUUAAUUAAAAUUA